Messenger RNA from Huiozyma naganishii CBS 8797, 2265 nucleotides. RefSeq names its product putative AAA family ATPase YTA6 (gene YTA6). The record is from RefSeq and is a predicted model, not a curated record. Gene Ontology annotation, molecular function: ATP hydrolysis activity; ATP binding. Lineage: Eukaryota; Fungi; Ascomycota; Saccharomycetes; Saccharomycetales; Saccharomycetaceae. The transcript has a single exon. Bases 1 to 2265 code for a protein of 754 amino acids.
AUGGUUCAAGAGAAGUUUAUUGUGCCGCGAAAUCUGACGCUGUCGCAAUGUUUGGAGUUGCUUUAUUCCGUCGUGCUAAACCAGUACGAAAAUCUGAAGGCAGAGUGUGCCCUAAUCAAGAAGUCUCAGAAGUACAAGAAUCUGUCGAAGCUGCACAAAUCGCUGGAGUUGCUGCUGGAGUAUGUGAAUGAUGGGCUGAAGAGGGUGGAGAAGUCGUACGCGGUACAAAGCGGGUGGGGGAACUACAUCAAGGAGCAUGCAGAGUUCAAAGUGAUUAUGGAAGACUUCCAAAUCCUGGGCCACGAGAUAAGGGUUAUCCGAAGAGAGGUUGUGGAUAUCAUGGAGGAGAAUGGGACGGACAAGAUCCUUGGGAUUUGGAGGAUUAAUGGGUCGAUGAAGAAGAAGUUGGAGGAUGAGGAGAAGGACACCAGAGUGAUGCAGAAUGCGGAACGGAUAAAGGAGGAAAGAAGAAGAGACCUGGAGGCAGCUAAGCUGGAGAGAGAGCAGAAGUUGAAGGAGCAGAAACUUAUGGAACAGCAACUAGAACAACAGAAAGAGAGGCUGCUCGAGCUUAGGAUCAAACAGCAGGUAGAGACGCAGAUGACAGAAAAGUUACAAGAGGAGAAGCGGAUGCGGAAACAGUUGGAGUUGAAGAACGAGGAAAAACUGGAAGAGUUACGCCAGAAAAUGCUCAAAAAUGCAAGGGAGCUCGCCAAUCAAAACAAGGCUGCACAGGCCAUAAGCAGUGCCAAGAAAGAGAGAAGAAGCCUGGAUAUUCAAAGGGCUUCCAACACCGCGAGGGAACCUGCUGUGACCGCCCCAAGAAGAUCACUAAAUGCGAAACCAUCCAAGCAUAUUUCACAGAGGGAACUGAAUCAGUCCAGUGUCAACAAGGCAGCCGUGUUGGCAUGGUCAUCUGCUCAACGGAACUACACACCAGAGAACAGCAACUACAAACCCACCACCAGCAAACCUGUUAGGAGAGCUACGUCAGUUUCAGUGGCACCACCAGUAAAUGUCGUGAGACGCAAAACGGAACCGUUAAAGAUUCACGUAAAUAAGCCGCUGAUGAAAAGUCCAACACUCAAGUCGCCAGCUACUAGAAAGCAACCACAAUUAAAUGCAUCUACAAACUCUGCACAGGGGACAACUGCCAACGGUGCGUACAAAGUUUCUUCUAAAAUACUAUCGUCAUCCGUUCCAUCAUCUCCGAGAAUCGCACAAGCAGGAGCGAAAGCACGGUCGCAGUCGCCCCCGUCAGCACUGGACCCGGGAUGGCCAAUUGAAAGGCGUAUAGCGCAUAUCAUGAAGACAUUAAACGGGGUAGAUCCCAUUGCAUGCCAACAAAUCGUAAACGACAUCAUGAUCACAGAUUCCAAAGUGUACUGGGACGAUAUUGCGGGUUUGAGGGGAGCCAAGAAUGCCUUGAAAGAGAUUGUUGUGUACCCGUUCUUGAGACCGGAUCUGUUCAAAGGGUUGAGAGAACCCAUCAGCGGGAUGCUUCUGUUUGGACCCCCGGGCACAGGUAAAACAAUGAUUGCCAAAGCCAUUGCUACAGAGGCCAAUUCUACGUUUUUCAGCAUAAGCGCCUCAUCGUUGCUAUCGAAGUAUCUGGGUGAAUCCGAAAAGCUGGUGAAGGCGCUGUUCUACGUCGCGAAGCGGAUGGCUCCGUCCAUCAUUUUCAUCGACGAGAUUGAUUCUUUAUUGGGGAAUAGAUCUGAUAACGAAAAUGAGUCUUCAAGAAGAAUUAAGACGGAGUUACUCAUACAAUGGUCGGAACUUUCCAGUGCGGCAGUUCGCGACGAAGACGGAGACACCGGCACGACGAACGGCGACGCUGCGCCAGACAGUAGGGUGCUUGUUCUUUCCGCGACGAACUUGCCCUGGGUCAUCGACGAGGCGGCAAGGAGAAGGUUUACGAGAAGGCUUUACAUCCCGCUUCCUGACCCUGAAACCAGAGCAUACCACCUGCGCAAGCUCAUGUCUAAGCAGAGGAACGGGCUGUUGGAUGAAGAUUUUGAUGAAAUCGUGGCGGCGACCGAUGGAUAUUCGGGGUCCGACAUCACGGCGCUCGCGAAGGAGGCUGCCAUGGAGCCGAUCAGGGACCUUGGUGAUAAGCUAAUGGAUGCCAAUUUCGAUACCAUCCGGCCUGUCAACAAGCAGGAUUUUGUUAACGCAAUGAAAACCAUCAAAAAAUCGGUCUCAAAGGACUCGUUAAAACAAUUCAACGAUUGGGCCUCUCAUUACGGGAGUGUUGGCUCUUGA